Molecule: messenger RNA, 3624 nt
Organism: Brassicogethes aeneus
Lineage: Eukaryota; Metazoa; Arthropoda; Insecta; Coleoptera; Nitidulidae
Source: the annotation of a GenBank genome assembly
UUGAGGUUAUGUUGUCAAAUAAAAUAGGGCGGUUUUUCUGUAAAAUACUUGAAAAAACGAUAAAAUAAUAUUGGAUUUAUGGUAGAAAUAAAAAAAAAACCUUCUUAAAGAUGUCACAAACGGAAGUCAACAAACUUCAGCAGCAUCUUUCCCUACUAAAAGAAGAAUAUUCGAAGUUGCAGUCAAAAUAUAAGGAUAUAGAGUUUAAAUACAAUGCGAUAGCAGCUUCGAAUGGGGAAUUAAAUGAAAACUCGUUCGCAUCUCGGUUAAUAAAAACUAUAAAUGAGUUGUACAACAAUUCUUUAUACAGCGAUUUAAAAAUUAAACUGAACGAUGAAGUUUUAUAUGCCCAUAAGUUAGUGUUAAGCGCUAGAUCUGAUAAGUGGGAUAACAAUACUAUAGGAAAUGUAGAAGUUUUAAAUUGGUCGGAUUUAGACUCGAAUGUAGCCAAAGCUAUAAUACAAUGGGUCUACACCAGUAGUAUAAAGUUAGUUAGUGAUGAUUUUACUAUGAAGUUGAUAAAAAAAGCCCAUGAGUUUAAUUUAAGGCCGCUUGUUGAAGAUUGUGAACAAUACUUAAUAAGUAUUGUUAGUAUAAGGAAAUGUGUUAAAUUUUAUUCAAUAGCAGAAGAAAUCAAUGCUGUGAACCUUAGAGAAUAUUGUUCAGGGUUGAUUUCCACCCAUUGGGAGGAUUUAAACGCUUCAGAUUUUGAACACAUGGACGGUCCACUGUUGUAUAAAAUGUUAAAAAGUAAAUCCCAACUACCCUUGCACAGUGCAGUAAGAUUACAAAGGGAAGACGUGGUGUUUUUGUGUCUUGUGGAAAAUUCUAGUAAGCUUAGCGAUAUAGUCAACGUUUGGAGUCCUACCGGGGAACUACCCUUAGAUUUGGCCCUAAAGGCCCACAACAACAGUAUAGCAACAACUUUGAUACAACAUAACGCCGACAUAAAUAUUAGGGACAAAAUCGGUGACAGUCUAUUACACAGGGCUAUAAAAAAGGAAGAUUCUUUUUCGGCACUAUUUUUGCUGGAAAACAAUUGCGACGCUACUUUAUCUACAAGAAACGAAAAUGAUUCCGCGCUCCAUCUAGUAGCAGGUGCUACAAACAUUGAGGACAGCGAAAAGAUAACUGAAAAGUUACUAAAUAAAAACGUCAAUGUCAAUGCGCAGAAUCGACAGGGAUUCACUGCACUUCACAUAGCAAUACAAGCUGAUAACAGACCGAUAUUCGAAAUGUUAUUGAACGAAAAAAAUAUCAACGUCAAUCUUAAAAAUAACGACGAACACUGCCCUCUUUAUUACGCCCUUUUAAAGUAUAAUUCAGGGGACACAUCUGACAACUGCUACGCCCUGAAACUUAUACAGGGCGACAAGAAAGACUGUCAAACCAAUCCUUUGUAUAAAGACACCUCAAAUAGUUUACUGCAAAUUUUGAUAGUGAAUGGUUAUCAAAUUUCCGCAACAUUUUUGGCCGAAUUUGUACCAAAUUUGGACCACGUUAACCUAGAAGGUGAAACUGCUUUGCAUUUAUCCUGCAUAAAUAAUUUUUCUGGGGUUGUGGAACAACUUUUAAAUUUAGGUGCCAACCCUAAUUUGUUGUCCAACGAAAAUAGGCAAUCACCUUUACACUACGCUGUCAAAUAUAACGCCAUGGAGUGUAUAUUAAAAUUUAUCGAACACAAUAAGGAUUCCUCAAAAAUAUCGGCAAAUUUCAACGCUAGGGACAUAAACGGUGAUACCCCCAUAAGUUUGUCACUAAACGAGGGAAAUAAUGAGUUGGUACCGCUGCUAAUACAAGGUGGUGCAGAUGUUAACGUACGAAAUGGUAAAGAUUUUAGUUUGUUACAUCAAGCUGUAUUGAAAGAAGAUUCCAAGACUGCUCUAUUUCUACUCGAAAACGGGGUCGAUAUCAAUGCUAUCACAACAGACGGGGAAACACCUCUGCAGUUAGCAAUACACUGUCGUUUACCGGAAGUGGUCGACGCUUUGUGCAAAAAAGGCGUGGACAUGUCGGCACCGGAUAGACUCGGCAACUGCGCGCUCUGGUCAGCCCUGGAUUCCGAUUUGGAGGAAAUCGCGAGCAUCUUGGUGCGUCAUGGUGCAGAUCCGGACUGUUGGGGCUCAGGACCGGACGGUUGUAGGCAAACUCUAUUGCACAGGGCUAUAGAUGAAAAUAAAGAAACGGCCGCGAUUUUUCUGAUUCAUUCCGGGUGCGAUUUGGAUUCCCCCCGCAUGGGGGGGCCCAACGGGGAAGGGGGGGAUGAAGCCAAAGAUAAAGCUUCGCCUCUGCAUCUGUGCUGUCAGUGGGGGCUGGAAACCGUCGUUAGGACUUUAGUCGAACAUAGAGCAAACAUAAACAGCAGGGAUGUUGAUAACAAAACCCCGCUACAUUUCGCAAUAGAAAACCAACACGAUCAAAUCAUAAAUUUGUUGUUAAGUGUACCGGAAAUCGAUUUAACUUUGAGGGAUAAAAGUGGACUUACUCCUUUUGCCGCUGCUUUGACUUAUAGAAACAACAAAGCGGCACAGGCAAUUUUAGAUAAACUACCGUCAGCUGCAGAACAGUUUGAUUCGAAAGGGCACAAUUUUUUACACACAGCAAUUAAAAAAGGCGACAUAGAAAGUGCUUUAUUUUUACUCACUAUAAACGUAGACGUUAACUCUAGGGUGCAAGACUCCAUGUUAACUCCCCCCAUACAUUUGGCCGCCCAGUUCGGCAAUGAAACCCUAGUAAGGAGUUUAAUUUUAGCCGGGGCCAGAGUAAACGAUAGGGACGCCCAAAAGAGGACAGCCCUGCACAUUGCCAGUGAAUCUGGCAACAGCGCCGCGGUAUCGGCGCUGUUGCAAAACAGCGCGGAUUGUGAUGCGAUAGAUGUGGAAAGCAACAAUGCUUUGCAUAUUGCUGUUAGGGAAGGGCAUUUAAGCGUGGUAAGAGCUCUAUUAACUGAAUCCACUAUAGACGCUGAAGCCGUGAAUAUGAAAGGUCGAAAUCCUCUACACGAGCUGUGUAAAUACGGCAAAGAAAAUGCCGCGACAAUAUGCGAAUUAUUUUUUGAAUGCAUGCCCAAUUACCCCAUCAACAGACCUGAUAUAAUGGGAAAUUCCGCCUUACUAUUGGCUUACAUGAAAGGCAACAGCAGUUUAUGUAAGGUUUUAGUCAAAGCUAAUGCCUGUUUGGCUGUAGAGAACCAAGAGAGAGUUACUAUUUUCAACUACCAGGUACCAACAAAACAACUGCUAAACAAGCUGCUAGAUCAGCUGUCAAAACCUGCGGAGUGGUUCAACACUGACGCUUGUCAGGAGUGCGGGAAAAAUUUUUCCAUCACCGUUCGCACCCAUCACUGUAGAUUGUGCGGUAGAGCUUUGUGUAGCAAAUGUUCGGAAAAUUUGGUGCCCAUCAUCAAAUUCGGGGAAAAUAAACCCGUCAGGGUUUGCAAAAUAUGCUUUGACGUGGUGAAAACCGGGGCUUAAGCAUAAGCGAACAAAUAUUGGUUUAACCAAAGUCCUAAUUAUUAUUAUUUUUUUAUUAUCAAGUAUUUCAUAAAAAAUGUAUUAAUAUUUAUACAUUCCCUAUUAUUAUUUUCGCUUUAAUCGAUUUAUUUACACCAUAUAUUAUAUAUAC